Malaya genurostris is the source of this 1250-nucleotide messenger RNA. RefSeq names its product electron transfer flavoprotein subunit alpha, mitochondrial (gene wal). The record is from RefSeq and is a predicted model, not a curated record. Gene Ontology annotation, molecular function: flavin adenine dinucleotide binding; electron transfer activity. Lineage: Eukaryota; Metazoa; Arthropoda; Insecta; Diptera; Culicidae. Bases 106 to 1095 code for a protein of 329 amino acids. Gene Ontology annotation, cellular component: mitochondrion. The transcript has 3 exons.
UACUCGCCUAUCAAAAGUGUUGGUCAGUUUUUGUGUGGUCAUCAAACAGUUCUUACGGCUGGUUAUAAUUUUGUUCAAUUUGUUUCAAUUAAUUCUUUGUUCAAAAUGUUUGCCAGAUAUUCGUCGAACUUGGCUCGGGCCAUUCAUCUUCGUCGAUUCCAAAGUACGCUUGUGUUGGCCGAACACAACAACGAGACUUUGAACCCGAUUACGUCGAACGCCGUCACCGCGGCCAAGAAGCUGGGAGGCGAUGUAACCGUCCUUGUUGCCGGCACCAAGGUUGGUCCGAUAGCGGAAGCUGCUGCCAAGUUGGAUGGCGUGGCAAAGGUUCUGGUAGCCGAAGGGGAUGCAUUCAACGGAUUGCUGGCGGAGGCGGUUACACCUUUGGUGCUGGCCACCCAAAAUCAGUUCAAAUUUACGCACAUUGUCGCGGGAGCAUCCGCGUUCGGCAAAGCGGUACUGCCACGGAUCGCUGCCAAGUUGGACGUUUCUCCGAUUUCGGAGAUCAUCGAAGUCAAGUCGGCAGAUACGUUCGUGCGGACGAUCUAUGCUGGCAACGCCAUCCAGACCAUCAAAUCGAAAGAUCCUGUCAAAGUAAUCACCGUCCGUGGUACGAAUUUCGAUGCUGCCGGCUCAUCGGGAAGCGGUGUCGUGGAGAAAGCACCUGCAGGAGAUUUCAAGUCCAGUCUGACGGAAUUUGUAAGCCAAGAGCUGACAAAAUCGGAUAGGCCAUCGCUGACCGCCGCAAAAAUAGUCAUUUCCGGUGGCCGUGGAAUGAAGUCGGGUGACAACUUUAAAAUGCUGUACGACUUGGCGGAUAAAUGGGGUGCAGCUGUAGGUGCAUCUCGUGCUGCCGUGGACGCCGGUUUUGUGCCGAAUGACUUGCAAAUCGGACAGACUGGAAAGAUCGUUGCUCCGGAGCUUUACGUUGCGGUCGGCAUCUCUGGAGCCAUACAGCAUUUGGCCGGUAUGAAGGAUUCAAAAACGAUCGUCGCCAUCAAUAAGGACCCGGAGGCACCGAUCUUUCAAGUAGCUGACUAUGGCUUGGUGGCCGAUCUAUUCAAAGCAAUUCCGGAAAUAGACGGAAAAUGUUGAUCGACGGUGAAUAAUACAUUUGUUGUAAGAUAAAUCAUCUAACGUUUUAAGGGUGGUCAAUAUCCUAUCGCCUACAAUGAAGUUGUUGAAAACAAUUGCAUUUCUUCAGUUAGUUAAAUAAAAGUGAGAUUUUGGUAUGGCUAAUUUUCUAUGAA